Molecule: messenger RNA, 2486 nt
Organism: Halichondria panicea
Lineage: Eukaryota; Metazoa; Porifera; Demospongiae; Suberitida; Halichondriidae
Product: ephrin type-B receptor 2-like
Exons: 5
Coding region: 126-2321 (731 amino acids)
Biological process (GO): protein phosphorylation
Molecular function (GO): protein binding; ATP binding; protein serine/threonine kinase activity
Source: RefSeq, a predicted model, not a curated record
CUGUACUAGUGUGCAUUGCGGUAUAAGAUUAAGAGUAUGAUUUCCGUGAUAUAGAAUCUAGUGAUCAUACACUAUUACAGACUAGAUCUAUAAAUAUGUAUGCACUAGUCUAGCGCUGGAUCUACAUGUCUAUCACCUUAAAGGAUCUAAAAAAAGUUUAUGCUGCGACGUUUGCAGCUCGAAACAAAUGGCGAAACAUCUUACUAGAUCUGGAUGUUGAUAGUUCCACAAUUGAUAGCAUUAGUACUAAAUGUCGUGACAUUCCUGACGACUGCUAUCGUGAGGGACUGGCUUAUUGGCUGAGAGGUGAAGAGAGAAGUUGGAGUGAUGUGGUGGAGGCUCUGUCUAGUCCCACUGUGGGAUAUGAUGACAUAGCCAUGAUGAUUGAAAGAGAAUAUAAUAUUGACGUUGGAGGAUCCCCAGAACCCAAAAAGUUGAAAAUUGAGGGCCAUCAGCAGGUGAAUGCAGAUCAGCAGAAGAUUAAUAAAGAGUUGUUAAUAAACAUGAAAGAAAACAUCGGAAAUGGUGCAUUUGGUAUAGUCUUUAAAGGUCGAUACAAAAACCAGCCAUGUGCCAUUAAAGUGUUACACCAUGUCGCAAUUGAAAUGCAGACUGAUCUUCCAGCUGGACAAGGUAUGAAGAAAAUUAAUCAAGCCUUUCAGCGCGAGUGUGAACUUUUAGAAUCAUUUCGUCAUCCAAAUAUUGUGAGGCACUUAUCAACCACAAAGCAUCCCAAAUCCAACAACACUUUGUUGGUCACAGAGCUGCUGGACUGUAACUUGAGAUCCUAUAAUAUCUCUAAAGAAACUCAACUUAGUAGUCAUGGUGAAGUAAGCCUCUCCAAAGAUGUAGCCUCUGGUCUCGCUUACAUUCAUAGUAUGAAUAUCAUCCACCGUGACCUUUGUGGUGAUAACAUUUUACUGAAAGUUGGCCAACCAAUACCUGUAGCAAAGAUUUCUGACUUUGGAAUGGCCAGAUUUAUUGAUCCAUCCAGACUUAGUGCCACGUUAACAGCUAUCGGACAUCGUAUGGGGUACCUACCUCCUGAGGCUCUCCGAAUUCCCUAUGAGAGCUAUGAUCAUACUCUAGACGUUUUCUCUCUUGGGGUGAUCAUGGUUCAGAUAAUUCAUCGAUUAGACACAAUAAAAACAGCGGAAGAUCGAUCGUUGUUUGCUGGAAAGAUUCCUAAAUCACAUUUCCUUAAGGGUAUUGUUAUAAAGUGCUUACAGGAGGAUAAAGAUCGAAGACCAAGUUCCAAAAGUGUUGGAUUUGAAUUGGCCAAACAGAUGUCAAUGGCAGAUACUAUGAACUACACUCCCUUCGGAGAUAAAAAACUAAACGAAGCAAAAAUGGCACAUACACCACCUGAUAAUGUCAACCGUCAGAAUCCUCCCGCUAAGUUGCCUGUUGUCAAGGUUCUAAGAAGAGGAAAAGACAUGCCUAUUAAAUCGUGGAGCGAUGUUAGGAGUGUUACUAUUGGAGAAGUGGUGUAUGUUGGAGGAAGUACUGCUGGAGGAAGUCAGGAUGCUGGUUGUACAGUAAUUAAAUUUUACUUUCAGCAAAACUUGUGGACUGUACUCCCACAGUACAAGGUUGAUGAGUUUGCUAUGGUGUGCUUCCUUGAUCAGUUAGUUUUAAUUGGAGGAUUGGAUCCUACAAAAACUAUCAUCGUGGAUUAUAUAGCAAUGUUCGAUAAUACAGUCAACAAAUGGACAUUUCCGUACUCGCCACUAAACAUUGCUCGCUACGAUUCAACAGCUAUCUCCUCGAACCAAAGCAUUGUGGUCGCUGGAGGAUGGAUUAACUGUGAAAAGAAGCGAAUUAGGUCUACCUCUGUUGAAGUGUUUGAUCUUUCAACAAAUAUGUGGUUCAUAGCUGAUUCCCUACCUAUUGCCCGAUCAGCAGCCAAAUCUAGUAUGCUUGGAAAUACCCUCUAUCUCUUGGGUGGAUUUGACGACAUUAAAUCCUACAGAACUGUACAUAAAGUUGUAUUCAAGGAACUUUUCGACAAAGCUGUAAGGGAGAGAAAUAACCCUGGAUCACUUCAAACUACCCUUUGGCAAACCGUUGAACGAACUCCACUUGGUCGAUGUGCAGCGCUUAGCAUCGAGUGCUAUCUCUUGGCUAUUGGUGGGUAUAAUGAACAAUUCCGAGCCUCCUCGUCCAUACACCUAUUACAGCCAGAUACUAUGGAUUGGGUGAAGGUCGGAGAUCUACCAACUGCACAACACGGAUCUACGUGUUCAGCACUGUCCAAUGGAGAAUUUAUUGUAAUAGGUGGUUAUGGUGUUAGUCGAGUUGAUUUUAUGUCUAUUUUAUGAAGUACGUAUUAUGUACGUACAUACAGUAAACUCAGAUACGGAUUCAGAGUUAUACCAAAAUUAAUCCAUUUUUCUGUUGUUGGUUCAUCAAUUUUAUUGGCAUACGUAAUGCUGACAAUGUAAGUGCACUAUGUCUAUAUAGCUAAAUAAGUCUUGCUCUGCCAA